Peromyscus leucopus (white-footed mouse) is the source of this 3054-nucleotide messenger RNA. It is a transcript of the gene Adrb1, whose product is annotated as adrenoceptor beta 1. Gene Ontology annotation, cellular component: membrane. Gene Ontology annotation, biological process: adenylate cyclase-activating adrenergic receptor signaling pathway; norepinephrine-epinephrine-mediated vasodilation involved in regulation of systemic arterial blood pressure; positive regulation of heart rate by epinephrine-norepinephrine. The record is from RefSeq and is a predicted model, not a curated record. Gene Ontology annotation, molecular function: beta1-adrenergic receptor activity. The coding region runs from base 128 to 1666 and encodes 512 amino acids. NCBI's taxonomy places the organism in Eukaryota, Metazoa, Chordata, Mammalia, Rodentia, Cricetidae. The transcript has a single exon.
CCCCGCGCGCUCAGAAACAUGCUGAGGUCCCGGCGGCUCUUCCAGCAGCGGCAGCGGCUCCAGCAGCAGCGGCGGCGGCGGCGGCGGCGACAGCGCUCGGCUCCGGCGGAGAAGGCGCCCGGCGUCCAUGCCUCCGGCCCCGAGCCGCGGCUGCCCUGACCUGGCCGCGACCUCCCGCGCGGGCCCCGCAGCCCCGGCUCCCGGGGUGUUCCCCAGCCGCGGCCCAGUCCCGCCACACCCCCGCCCCCGGCCUCCGCAGCUCGGCAUGGGCGCGGGGGCGCUCGCCCUGGGCGCCUCCGAACCCUGCAACCUGUCGUCGGCCGCGCCGCUGCCCGACGGCGCGGCCACCGCGGCGCGGCUGCUGGUGCUCGCGUCGCCGCCCGCCUCGCUGCUGCCUCCCGCCAGCGAGGGCUCAGCGCCGCUGUCGCAGCAGUGGACUGCGGGCAUGGGCCUAUUGCUGGCGCUCAUCGUGUUGCUCAUCGUGGUAGGCAACGUGCUGGUGAUCGUGGCCAUCGCCAAGACCCCGCGGCUGCAGACGCUCACCAACCUCUUCAUCAUGUCCCUGGCCAGCGCCGACCUGGUCAUGGGACUGCUGGUGGUGCCUUUCGGGGCCACCAUAGUGGUGUGGGGCCGCUGGGAGUACGGCUCCUUUUUCUGCGAGCUCUGGACUUCGGUGGACGUGCUGUGUGUGACGGCCAGCAUCGAGACCCUGUGUGUCAUCGCCCUGGACCGCUACCUCGCCAUCACGUCGCCCUUCCGCUACCAGAGCCUGCUGACGCGCGCGCGAGCGCGGGCCCUCGUGUGCACGGUGUGGGCCAUCUCGGCUCUGGUGUCCUUCCUGCCCAUCCUCAUGCACUGGUGGCGGGCCGAGAGCGACGAGGCGCGCCGCUGCUACAACGACCCCAAGUGCUGCGAUUUCGUCACCAACCGGGCCUACGCCAUCGCCUCGUCCGUCGUCUCCUUCUACGUGCCCCUGUGCAUCAUGGCCUUCGUGUACCUGAGGGUCUUCCGCGAGGCCCAGAAGCAGGUGAAGAAGAUCGACAGUUGCGAGCGCCGCUUCCUCAGCGGUCCGGCCCGGCCGCCCUCGCCCGCGCCCUCGCCGUCGCCAGGGCCACCGCGCCCCGCAGACUCGCUGGCCAACGGGCGCUCCAGCAAGCGGCGGCCGUCGCGCCUCGUGGCCCUACGCGAGCAGAAGGCGCUCAAGACGCUGGGCAUCAUCAUGGGUGUGUUCACGCUCUGCUGGCUGCCCUUCUUCCUGGCCAACGUGGUGAAGGCCUUCCACCGCGACCUGGUGCCCGAUCGCCUCUUCGUCUUCUUUAACUGGCUGGGCUACGCCAACUCGGCCUUCAACCCCAUCAUCUACUGCCGCAGCCCCGACUUCCGCAAGGCCUUCCAGCGCCUGCUCUGCUGCGCGCGCCGGGCCGCCCGCAGACGCCGCGCAUCCCGCGGGGACCGGCCGCGCGCCUCCGGCUGCCUGGCGGGAGCUGGGCCGCCGCCGUCCCCCGGAGCUCCCUCGGACGACGACGACGACGAUGCCGGGGUCACACCACCCGCGCGCCUGCUGGAGCCCUGGGCAGGCUGCAACGGCGGAGCGACGACUGUGGACAGCGAUUCGAGCCUGGACGAGCCGGCGCGCCAGGGCUUCUCCUCGGAAUCCAAGGUGUAGAGGGCCAGGCUCUCCCGGCGCACGGACGCCGGUCCCCAUAGUCCCGGCCUGGGCACAGGCUCUGCGUCCCUAGAGGAAGAGAGCUCGCCGGGCCGCCCCUGAGCCGCUCCCCAGGGGAGAGAGGAGACCUCUGUUUACUCAAGACCGAAAGCAGGUGAACUCGAAGCCCACAGAUCUAUCCGAAUCAUCCAAAACGUACAGAAAAGCUCCGGACCGACCGUUGCGCAAAAAGGAAAGUUUGGGAGGAGUUGGGAAGAGUGUGGCUUUCUGAUCGUCUUGGGUUCCUUUCUCUCUGUGGUUCGGCCUUUUGUGUGUACUCGUGAUGCACCUUUAGGCUUUGUUUUUGUUUUUGUUUUGUUUUGCUUUGUUUCGUUUUUCCAGAUGGGUUUUGACAUUUUCUGCAAGGACCCAAGUGGAAACUAGGUGGGGAGGGUAAGGGGGAGGAUUGAAGUCUGUCACCUGGCCUUCCGGUUCCACACCUAGGAACCUAGGCAGCCAGCUCCAGGUCGGGGUGGGGGUGGGAGCGGUGAUAAUUAGCCAGGAAGUGUUUCCUUUUGCUUUCUAAAGAAAUUGCAUAUUAAUUCCGGAGUCCUAGUGUCUCCUAUUCUUAAAGCAAAGGGAAAAGAUGGACGCGAAACAGAUAAAUCUGGUUUGGAGAAACGUUAAGCUAUUCGUGGAACACGAUUCACCUUGCUUUCUUCUGGAGGGCAAACCCUGUCCCCUGCGCGCCUCGGUGGUCCUGCUGAGGGUUUUCUACCUCACUCUGUGCAUAUUGCACAGCAAGACAGAAAGACUUGUUUAUAUUAAACAGCUUAUUUAUGUAUCAAUAUUAGUUGGAAGGACCAGGCGCCGAGUCUCUCUUUGUGACAUGUGACUCUGUCAACUGAAGAUAGGACAGAAAAAAAGGAAACAGUUGAGAUUAUUGCACAUGUGGCUAAAAACAAAGACGGAAAAAAAAAGUGGUUGAAAAUGCCAUUUUGCACAGUGUUAGGCAUUGUGAAGUCCAUAAAAGAUGUUAACUUGCACAAAAAUUAAAUAUUUUUAAUGGGAUGGGGAGGUGGGCAGACCUUAAAAAGCUAAAUAAAAUUCAAACUCAAUUUCUCUUGUCUAUUAUAUUAUUGAGUUGAUGCUUUAUUGGGAAAUUACUUUUUAUACUCUUAUCAUGGUACUGUAACUGUAUCCAUAUUAUAAAUAUUAUUAUCUUACAUAUUUUUAUUAUUAUUUUUUAAUGUCCAAGUGCCCACGUGAAUCUGCUGGUAAAAUUUAGCACUCGUGUGUAUAUUCUAUUUCCUCUUGUGUGUGUGACCAAGUAUUUAUACUCUGGUACAACUAGCUACUGUGUGAGGAAUUGGUCCAUGUGCAAUAAAACAUCAGUGUGGCACAGUCAA